UAUCAGACCAACUUCACAGUCCAUGCUAGCUACCCCCAGCUAAGAUACAGGCUUUGAAUGGGGAAACACUCGUUUUAGAAUGAAUGAUAUCAAAAGUGUUAAAAUGAAUUCACCCUAUCCAACUUUAACCACAUUACACAAGGAUGGGAUUAGAGCUGCUAACCAUUACUUCACAUUGUGUCGCAGUUUGCCACUUAGCUAAGUAGCUACUAGCUAAGAGUCACAAUGAUCACAUGUCUGAAUAUGAUAUUUCUGCUUACAGGAAUUUAACAACACAUUACACCUGCUGCAUUAUGUGUGUACCAGACUUUAUGUGGAAUAUAGAAAGGCUCAAACCUAAAACUAGCCGUGUUUCUUGUCCGGAGCACUUGACGAAGUCCCCAUCUCAUGUGUGCCGCCAUUUUGUUUGUUUUGAAAAUGAAUGAGGACCUCAUGUGGUAGACAACACGUAAUCCUGAACAGAGGAUUAACUAUCUGUUUCUGAUAAUAACCCUUCUUUUGUUAAUGCACAGGGCGAAACAGUUCACCAUUAGUCAUUUUAAAGAAUGCAUACUAAAAAGUUGUUCUGACAGAGGAAGGUGGUGCUCUGAAGGAGUGGCAGAGAAACAGGCUCUCCCUUAAAAGCAGGACUAGUCUCUGGAUGGAGGAGGACUCCAGCAGCAGUGCAGCUUGAAGAAGCACUUGAAUCUCACAGAGUCAGGACUUAAUUUUUUUUUCACUAGUCUUACCGAGCUGGUAUAAUGCAGACUUUCUAAGGCAUCUCUGGAACCCCUGAAUAGGUCUGCUGUUUACUUUUUUGAAGACAACCAAACUUAAGGAAUCUCUUUUUUAUUGUUUGCCUAUUUUCUUCACCACAAAGACAUGGUGCUCUGGGUGAUCUUCCCCAUCUCCCUCUCCCUGGUGUCCUUCAUUGGAACGUGGAGUGUAUAUGGCAUUGCCUACUCCAACAAUCAUGUCUGCUCUCUCAGUGACUGGGGGGAUGACAGAUACUGCUUAGGGAAUCAAACCAAUGGCUGUUGCCUUGCUCCAACUAUAAGCUCGAGUGGAACAAAUGCACCAGAAAAUUCCCUUUUUACAGCCACGAUCAACGCAGGAGCCUUUCUCUUCCUGAUGUUCUGUAUAUUCCACCAUGCACACAUCAUGGAGAAACAUGCCUGUCAUGCCAUGCUGAGCAAGAUUGCACUGGUGUUCGGCGUGGUGGCAUCCAUGGGGGCUUUUGGAGCUGGCAACUGCAACCCCGGUUACCUGGCUCUACUGCACUACUUUGGAGCCGCUGUCAGCUUCAUGUGCAUCUGCUUCUACACCGUCCUGCUCACCUGGCUGACUGGGAGGUGUGUGCUAACAGGAUAUGAGAAGUUUCUCCUCCCAUACCGCAUCAUCUCCACUGUGAUUCAAGCCAUCGUAACCAUCUGCUAUACUUUUCUAUUCACCCAGGAAGAGUACUACUACGUCCACUUGUCAGCUGUGUUCGAGUGGAUGCUCAGUUUAAACCUGGAGCUGUUUGAGCUCAGCUACGCCGUGGAGUUCUGCUUCUUCUCGUCCUACAUGAUUUCCAACCUUCUGACCGAACGGGAGGAAGAGAAGCCCUUGAUGAUGACGCUGUCAUGAUAUAAGGCCGCUAGUAUCCAACUGAGGCACACGGGCGGUGAGGAUGGACUGAGAAAGUCCUCUGUGAAGACUGUGGCUGGAUCCUGGCACAAGGACUGAUACAUGUUUUCUUCACUCUGCUUAGACGGACUGUUUGCACCGUCAGUUGCUCUAUUUUUCUUUACUUUUUUUCUGUUUUUGUACCUGGAAUUUUUCUGUUCCUCUUUGUAAAAUAUUUUGUAUUUAUUGAAAAACCAGCUUGAAAAGCAAAUGAGCAAAAUAUUGCUUUUGUAUUAUACUUCUGUUCAAGUGACAUUGCUGCCUCGCCGAUAGAACAAUUAACCUCCAAUGACACCCUCUAAUACACUUUAUUUAUAGUUUUGUGAUACUUUUUUAAACCCCCAUAAAUUAAAUCUUUAUUUUUCAUGCCAAAGCGGACCAAAUAAACUCCAUAAGGAGGAAAGUCUAGUUCAAUAUUGCUCCAAAAUGACUUUACAACGUAAACUUAAGACAAAAUAGCAUCCAAGUAUUAUGUAUAAAACUAUAAAGUGGAUGAUAACAUGUAAGCUGGUUAUGAAUCUGGUUCCGGAAUGGAUCUAAACACCUGCAUAUGUUUGACACUAUAAUAAAAUAAGAGCCUGUUUACUCUGUAGACACACAUAUUUGUAAGUCUUGAGCACAAGGGUGGAUGAAUUUGCAGUACACUAUUCAGAACAUUUAAGCCCCUGUGACGAAAUGAGAUCCGGUUAAACUGGAUGAUUGACACAGAAAGACAUUUAGACAAGUCACUUUUGACAAGUCCUUCUGGGAAUGUACUGAAUACAAGGACAUGAAUGCCUGAACAAAAAAAAAGUGACUGAUCCAGAAGAGUUAGCUUGGCCAUGCUUGGAGCAGUGGGUGUUGUCUGUACUCCUGUACACAGUUUUAAGGUGUUGGCUGUUCACAGGCUGUAUUUCAAGUUAGUGUGUCUGAUGAUAAACAAGUGUUUUUUCUUAAUGUAGUUACUUUUUCACGUCUUUACAUAAAUAAAAUAUUUUGAGUCAAA
Messenger RNA from Notolabrus celidotus (New Zealand spotty), 2632 nucleotides. RefSeq lists its product as uncharacterized. NCBI's taxonomy places the organism in Eukaryota, Metazoa, Chordata, Actinopteri, Labriformes, Labridae. Gene Ontology annotation, biological process: protein localization to plasma membrane. The coding region runs from base 862 to 1608 and encodes 248 amino acids. The record is from RefSeq and is a predicted model, not a curated record. The transcript has 8 exons.